AUGGACGUGUUCUACCGGCAGUACAAUACUUAUCGUAUACUACUGAGUGCCUUAGGACUGUGGCCAUAUCACAAGUCGAUUUACUCAACGAUUCACAGAAUAUCGAUUUCUGUCAUUAUGAUCGCCUACAUCAUUUUCGAAGUAUUAUCGCUUUUUAAAUCUGGUAUUACAUUUCGAGGUUGCAUCAUAACGUUAUCUGCAACCUGUCCAAUUACGGUCAUUUUAGUGCGAUAUGUCACUUUCGUAGCAAUGUUCCCAGUGAAUAUAUAUCUUUUUGACAAUCUACGGAAGAUGGACACCAUACUGAAAGAUCAACUUGAAGUUCAGAUACUGAUGAAAUACGUCGAUUAUUCGACUUAUAUAUUCUCCAUAUUCCUAUGCGUAUGUUGCUCGUGGAUCUUAUUGGCAUCAUUGUAUGUUUUCACUCCGAUAACGUUGGAUCUGCUACUGCCUUUGAACGAAUCUCGAAAACGUUAUUUUUCCCUUUUAACAAUGUUUUCUCACGACCGCAUAGAGUAUGUCGAUAUGGUAUGCUCGAAUAUCCUAGUUGUUCAUUCCAUUGGAAUGUUGUCUCUGGCGGGUACGGAACUGUUCUUGGUCCUCUUUACCCACUACAUGUGUGGAUUGUUCGACAUAACUAGCUAUCGAUUGCGAAAAACAAUUGCGAGUCUGUCUUCGUCGAAGCAGAUCGACCCGAACUUCAAGGACUUCCGCUACGUCGUGGACAAUCAUAGAAAUACACUACAGUUGGUACAUUCGAAUAUAAUGAGUAAUCGAUGGUAGAUGUCAAAGCUGAUCUUACUUUUUUUUCCAUGCAAUUCCUGCCGACAUUUCUUGUGGAAUUCAUUCGCUGGAUAAAGUUUCAUCAAUUACAUAUUUUUUAAUUAUGCGAUACAUUAUCUUCUGCCAUCUGGUGUAGCCGUGUUAGUUAUUUCUUUGAGUUUG
Molecule: messenger RNA, 945 nt
Organism: Bombus pyrosoma
Lineage: Eukaryota; Metazoa; Arthropoda; Insecta; Hymenoptera; Apidae
Exons: 5
Coding region: 1-783 (260 amino acids)
Source: RefSeq, a predicted model, not a curated record